AUGAUGUACGGAUCGGAGAUUUGGGCAGCACCAUCAACGGUUAUGGAGAGGCUUGACUUCACGGAACGAAAGCUGCUUGGACGGCUACUUGGCUACUUUUGGCCUAAGGAGACCGGCAGAUCGCCUUGUUCAACGAGUUUUGAGAAGUUCGUCGGGUUCGAGCCUGAAGAAGCACCUGGCCGAAAACGGAAGUUCUGGACUGAGGCGGUGAAAGAGGACCUGAGGACACUCGGCGUGGAUAGGCAGUUCAGGCGAGACGUAAGGUUUCGCAGAGUAUGGAAUAGCGACGAAUGGAUUGAUUCUGUGCAAGCUCUCGCAGAAGAUCGAGAAGGUUGGGCAGAGUUGUGUUCAAGGACGGCACACCUCGGCGAAGAUGCGGGUAAUCGCGUCAGAGAUUUUGAUCCCGAAGAAAAACCGGGUCACGGUCAUAGGUCGUCGCUUGAUAAUGAAGAUCUGGAGAGAGCCGUGGAAGAAAAUCCGGAUACUACACGGACGUUAGCAGAAGACCUGGGUGUACAUCAUACUACAGUAGUUAGACAUGUGGCGGAAAUUAGCAAGGUGAAGAAGAUGUCAAAGUGGGUGCCUCACGAGCCGACCGAAGAGCAGCGUUUGGGUCUUACGGCACGGGUUCUAACCUUUUGA
Necator americanus (New World hookworm) is the source of this 642-nucleotide messenger RNA. RefSeq lists its product as uncharacterized. Gene Ontology annotation, cellular component: nucleus; site of double-strand break; condensed chromosome. The transcript has 3 exons. NCBI's taxonomy places the organism in Eukaryota, Metazoa, Nematoda, Chromadorea, Rhabditida, Ancylostomatidae. The coding region runs from base 1 to 642 and encodes 213 amino acids. The record is from RefSeq and is a predicted model, not a curated record. Gene Ontology annotation, molecular function: double-stranded DNA binding; histone H3K36 methyltransferase activity; histone H3K4 methyltransferase activity. Gene Ontology annotation, biological process: double-strand break repair via nonhomologous end joining; mitotic DNA integrity checkpoint signaling; replication fork processing.